Messenger RNA from Trichomycterus rosablanca, 6829 nucleotides. It is a transcript of the gene camsap3, whose product is annotated as calmodulin regulated spectrin-associated protein family, member 3. Gene Ontology annotation, biological process: negative regulation of microtubule depolymerization; cytoplasmic microtubule organization; neuron projection development. Bases 276 to 4427 code for a protein of 1383 amino acids. Lineage: Eukaryota; Metazoa; Chordata; Actinopteri; Siluriformes; Trichomycteridae. Gene Ontology annotation, cellular component: microtubule minus-end. The transcript is spliced from 17 exons. The record is from RefSeq and is a predicted model, not a curated record. Gene Ontology annotation, molecular function: spectrin binding; calmodulin binding; microtubule minus-end binding.
CUCAAAAACAAGGACUACAUCGUUUACUUACCGCGGAGUCGAUGUAGAUUAUUUCACAGGCGUGUUGUGAACAUAUUCGGGAUAAAACCGGGACGUAAAGCGGAAUAUUUUCAUGAGAAAGCCGCUCGUGGUUUUCCGCCAGGAGACGCCACCCGACAUCCGUGUUUUCAGUGCGCGAACGCAGCAGGAUCGGAGAGGAUGUGCGCCUCGUUUUAGUGCUUUUAUUUCUCCCCGUUCCUUCUCUCCUGAUUUCUCCACACGGUCUGGACUUGACCAUGGUGGACUCGGCUGCCAUGAGAAAGACUUUCGUGGUUCCGGACGUACAGCCACUGGAUCAGUACGACGUUCAGAGAGCAAAGAUCUGCAGCAGUGUGGGCUGGUUACUGGCGAAAUCCUACAGCAGUGCAGAAAAUGUUCCAGUGGAGCUACGAGACCCCUUCUACUGUGACCAGUAUGAGCAGGAGCACCUGAAACCCCCUGUAACACGACUGCUUCAAUCACCUGAGCUCUACACAAGAACCUAUGGACUGCUUCUGAAUGGGGGUUCUGGGACCAAAGGUCCUCCCAAAGACAACACAGCCUUCCUACAGACCCUCAGCCAAAAGGGCCUGACCCCAAAAGACCAGAACUUACCAGUGACUGCAGCUGACCUACUACACAAGCCUAUCAAAAUGAGCGCCCACUUGGCAGUGAUGGACGCAUUAAUGGCAGUGGGAGCCAUGGAGACAGUGAGGACGAGUGGGGUAGCAGAGAGUCUCGGGGGAGAGGACGACUGGGAAAGAACACUUCUUCACUGGGUUCACACGUUAAAUCAGAAGUUAAAGGAAAACACAGAAAAUUACCAGACACAGCAGAACACAGAACCCCAGCCUGUUGAAGCCUCGCUCCGGUACAGGAAGGAUAAGCUGCUCUCGAAGCUCAAGCCCUGUUUUCCUGUGGUCAGUGACGUGAAGGAUCUGGCCAAUGGCUGUGCCAUUGCUGCUGUUAUACACUACUACUGCCCUGGUCUUCUGCGUUUAGAAGAUAUUUGUUUGAAGGAUUCGAUGUCUCUGGCUGACAGUCUUUAUAAUUUACAACUCAUUCGAGAGUUCUGUGAUAGCUGUUUGAAGAACUGCUGCCACCUGGUGUUGGAGGAUAUGACCUACAGCCCACCAGAACUCCAGGUGAACAUACUGAGCUUUUUAGCAGAGCUUCUGCAUUGGUUUGAGGUGUCAAAGCCAGAGUUUGUUCAGCCUCUGAACUCAGAGCCUGCAAGAAGGGGAGAAAAUGGCAACAGCAGAUCCAGCAACAGCUCUCCUUCACUAUUUAAAAAGCCCUUUUUGCCAAUCUCCACUCCUGCAACACCGAUUCCAGGAUCUCUGACUCAGUCUUCCUCAAUGUCUCAUGUAGAGUCCGGUGGACGAUCGUGGACUAAGAACCCUCUCAGCCGUCCCACGUCCUCCGGCAUUUCCUUCAGCAUCCCCUUCGGUCUGGACAGUGAUGUGGACGUAGUGAUGGGCAACCCUGUCAUCACACGCUCAGUCAGCUCGGAUGGCAUAAAACGUGUCCCAUAUGUCACUCCAGAAGAGCCCAUUAGGUCUCCUGUCCCAAAUAGCCCCCAUCGUGCCUCCUGGGGUCCACGUAGCCCCGCAGUGCCCCUUCUGGCUGAAGAGAAUGGCCUUGAAGAGCAAGGGACAGCCGAGUUGCCAACAAUUGAGGAGGCUUUGCAAAUAAUCCACGAUGAGGGCAAAAUGGAGCCUCGGCUGCACCCAGACGGAGCUCCUGAUGGCUUCUAUUUGCACUCGCCGGACGACCUGGCUAAUCGUAGGCACGAUGACAGCCCUGUAAUCCUGGGUGGCUCUGCUCCUUCAAGCUCAGAAAUCCAGGACAGGCCGCACACCGGUGCCCGGCAUGGCAGACGGACGUCAGACGGCUCACGGGACGACGACUCUGUGCUCAGGGACGGGAGUGUUGACUCUGAUGCCUCUGAAGAUCUCCCAAAAACUCAGUCGACUCCUGCUACGCCAGCAGCCGGUGGCCGCGCGGCCAGUCCUUCAGGGCAGGCCACCCCAGACAGCGGAGUGAAGAUGACCAGCUUUGCCGAGCGCAAAAAGAAAGUGGUACCAGAACAGCCUGCACCUAGCGAACCUCCUGACCAGCACAUGACCACUUGGGCAGCUAAAAAGGCACAGGAGAGUCCAAGCAAAAGCCCGGCACUUAAUAAUGAGAUGUCAGAGCUUGGGGCGAGACUGGAGGAGAAGCGUAAGGCCAUCGACGCUCAGAAAAGGCGGAUUGAGGCUAUUUUUGCGAAGCACCGCCAGAGGCUGGGUAAAAGCGCUUUUCUACAGUUGAAAAAGGAGCAAAAUGAGGGAGACGGAGAGGAGGUAGGACCUUCUGAGGAAGUCAGGCGCAUGUCAUUGGACGAAAGACUAGCACGUCUAGAGAACGAUGAAGAGGCUGAGAAGCAACAGACAAAGAGACCAUCAUUAGAGGAUGAUGGGAAUGUCAAAACUGGAGAGCAAAUCCCCAAGGACAAACAAGCAGGAGAGAAAAGCACGGUGCCAUUGGGUGACUACAACAACGCCGUAACGAAGCUUAACGCAGCUCUGAGCUCACUGCAGAGUGACAUGCAGCGGCUAUCCGAGCAGCAGAAAGAUCUCAUGAAGAAAAAGAACACUUCCAAUGAGUCCUGGGUCAUCCCACCCAGCACAAAGACAUCCACCCCAUCAGCACCUCCACGCUUGUCCAGGGAGUCAACCCGGGACAUUUUUCUCAACUCUGCGUCCUCCUCACCCUCACCAUCACGCAGAGUCAGCGCACACGCUACUCCCCCUAAAUCACCUGCCUCCCACCGUCGGGCUCAGUCGGUACCUCCUAAAAGUCCCAAAGCUCAGCACCACUCACGGACAUUAGACUCAAAGGUGCCCCCACUGACCCGAGUCAUCACAGCUCCUCACAACGUGGACAACAUUCCCCAUCGCCGCAGAGUAUCCCCCUGGCAGUACCGUGACCAGAAUUCUGCUACAUUUAGCAUCAACUCGUCUUUCGAAUCGCGAUCAUCCUCACAGCUCUCCAGGCCGGAGGAUGGCAACUCUGAUACGGACACGGUCUUCAGCAUGGACCUGGAUGGAAGCACCAACCAUCAUUCAGCCAGAAAGGAGCAACAAGGAGGCACCAGCUCGGGGGCUCCGUCCGAGUGCUCCUUCGAAAGCGACGCCCCUUCGUCGGCAUACAGCGGCAAACAUAGCAGCCUGAUCGAGAUCCCCCUGUCGUCUCUGAGAAACAUGGAUGGAGAGGAGGCCGAGCACAUCCCUGAUGCCGCCUCUGACUCCAUGAGUGACCAAACCGAGCCGGAGAUGAAAGGUGGAGUUGGCUUCUUCUUCAAGCAGGAUGAGGCUCGACCUGAGGAUGAGAUGGCUCAGAAGAGAGCUGCACUGCUGGAAAAGCAACAAAAGCGAGCUGAGGAGUUAAAGAGAAAAAAGCUAGAGCAGGAGAAAGAGAGGGAGGCAAGCAGACGGGGCUCUGUAGAUGAGCUGAGAAUAGGCGAGGGAUCAGAGCGACCCCAGACACCUUGCACUCCUCCCCCACGCACUCCCCCUCCUCGCACCCCUCCUCCUGAGAGCGUGUCACACCGGCGCGGGGUAUUUACCCGACAAGAGUAUGAACGACGCCAGCAGCUCAAGAUUAUGGAGGACCUGGAUAAGGUGCUGCGGCAGAAACCCACCACCGUCAGAGGGGUCAAGAAACAACGACCAAAAACCAUGUUCCGCGAUGACUCGGGUCUCUCCCGCAGCCCAGCUAGAGGAGCUUCGGGCUCCAGACUAAAUAAAGUUUACUCUCACUCCACCAUGAACCUCUCCUCCAUGGCUAAUGAUAGUGGUACGCUUACCAUCAAGAAAUCUCCAAGCCGCUCUCACUCUCCGGCAAGAUUAAGGUCCCCCAGUCGACACGCAGCACAGAAUGGUGAUAAGGACUGGGAGAACGCUUCCACCCUUUCCUCCCCGGCCUCCAUCCCAGAGUACACUGGUCCCAAACUGUAUAAGGAGCCAAGCUUCAAAUCCAACAAGUUCAUUAUCAACAAUGCCAUCUCACGCUGCUGUUUGGCAGGCAAGGUCAACGAACCCCAGAAAAACAAGAUUAUAGAGGAAAUGGAAAAGAGCAUGGCCAACCAUUUCCUAAUCCUCUUCCGGGAUUCAAGCUGCCAGUUCCGGGCGGUUUACACAAUGAACCCAGAGACAGAGGAGCUGGUACGUCUGACAGGCUUGGGCCCACGUGUUAUCAGCUUAUCUAUGGUUGAGUCCAUCUACAAGUAUAGCUCGGACCGCAAACAGUUCACCGCCAUCCCAUCCAAAACCAUGUCCAUGAGCGUGGAUGCCUUUACUAUCCCCAGCCAACUGUGGCAAACCAAGCGGCCUGGGACACCUAAAAAGCUGGGAACACCCAAAUAAUACAGAGAGAGCUUCUUAUCUGGCCUCCAAUACAGCACCAGAGCCAAACUAGACUCCAUGGAGCGGUAAAAUAGCAAGGCAUUGAUAGAAUAUUUACAGAUUUUAAAAUGCAGGUCACCUCCAUGUGCAUUUGCUCUAAAUGGAAGGAGCAAUUUUUAUGCUGUCACAAAAGGCAAAAUAGUAUGGUGGUUGUCUGACUACUGACACUUUUAUUCCAUCCCUGCCUUCUCCAGUUAAUCAUCUCAGACGUGAUUAGUUUGCGCUGCGGUGCUAAGAAACUCGCUGCUUUAAGGACAUGCCAUUAAAGAAGUGCUAAGUCUCUGUUUUCCUUAUCAGCUUCCAUUUUCUGCCUUUUUAUAUACCUUUAUCCUCUACGCCUUUCCUUGUUUUCCUUCCUGUCUUCCCUUUCCUGUCUAGAAAUCACGACUGCAGUUGUGUCUCGAAACUGGGUCUUAAAACUGAAGUGUAAUCGAAUAUGAUUGUUAAAACCAGACUAUCAUCGCUUUUAAUGAAUGUAAGAACAAACCAGCCAAGGGCUCCUUGUUCAUCACUGCUCAGUGAAUCUUAUGAACUGGACUUCCAUGUGGGAGGAAGGGUGCUUACUGGUACUCAGUCAUGCAACUGUGCCUAAUCUCACUCAGUCCAGUCCUCGAUCAUGCCUACAUUUAAACCUCCAGUAUUUUCAACCUAAGUUCUAUCUACUGCAUCUGUGGAAUAUGUGCAAUUACCAUGGAUAGUUGUUUUGAAUGGAUGGAAUGGAAAACCUGUCUGAAAACUCACUUAUAAUGGAAAUCUGUCAGUACUGGUUUAACAAUAUUACACGCUUACAUGCUUACCAACCAGCUAUUAGAAUAAGAUAGACAUAUAAGAAUGUCUUAUAAGGUUAUAAGUAGCUUGCCCUCCUAUUUUCACAAUACAAUAAAGCAAUACAAACAACCCCAUGGAGUUGGUGCCAGUCCCCAUGUACCUGAGUUUGUACCAGUAGGUGGGUUCUAUAUAUUCUAUAUAUUUUCCUUACCUGUGGACAGGUGUGACACAGUCCAACAAACCACAACGAUCUCCUAGUGCAUGGUGUACAGGGUACCCAGUGUUUCCGGGAUGGACCUGUUGUAGUCACGGAAAACUAAUAAUUUCCUUAGGGGGGUUUAGUUGUUUCAUUAGUUUUAUAUCUUUCAGUACAGGACAAUACAUUAAUACUGCUUAUUGCUAAAAGUGCAGUAGAUAGAAAUCAGGUCUGAAAAUAGUGGAGCUUUUCUUUGUAAGCAGCUGCAGAUGUCUGGAUGUAAACACUACAUUUGACCUAUUUAUCAAAGCGUAUGGCCUGACCACCCCACAGCCUCGGUUUCUAUUUCAGUUCAGUAAGAUUGAAUGAAGAUCGAAGUGACGCCCUGAUUUUGCGUUAUUUGCUCGAUUUGAUACUUAUGAGGUAUUUGAAUUCUGUUUAGCUGUAAAUAGAAGAAAAAUGUAGGAGUGAAAAUAAAAUCUAUGAUCAUGUAAUUAUUAUAAAUUAUAAAUGCUGUUAGAUUUUUCUCUUUUUUGACAGUUUGUAUAUGGUGAAGAGAACAUUUGUAAGAUAUGAACAAGCUGCCAAUCUAGCUUUAACGUUAGCAGCUCUGUGUGUGAGAGAGAGAAACAGAGACAGUGAUAAGAGCUAAAUAAGUCAAUAAAGAUCGAACAUCUGGAGAAACUGGAAGAACGUUCCUUUAUUUAAUGUAUCCCAGAUCUAUUCUAUUAUCAGAAUGUAUUUCCAUACAGUUAAGAGUACAGGUAUGAGCUUUUAUUAAUUUGGGAUGAGUUGGAUGAGCCUGUGCCUCUGAAACUGGCAUAUUAAGAACGAGCUCAAAUCCAUAAAUGUCAGCCUUAUUGAUUUCAGGCCUGGUUUGAGUGGCCUAUUUCUUUUUUUUACCCAGAGGGCUCCUCUGUCUGUACUCCUAAACAUCAUCUAAGCACUAGAACAAUUCAGUCAGACUGGUGUCUCCUGGCUUGAAAAAUUAACUCAUGUUAAUAUGGGCCAUUUGCAGUUCUGAGGUGAAGAUGUGAAUAUCUUUGUAUAGAAAAACAUGUUGAAGGUGUUGAAUAAGUGUGUGUAAUGUAUAAAUGAAUGAAUGAAGAAAGGAAUGUGUGUGUAUACGAGGAUAGUGAUAAUAUUGAGUGCAAUCGUUUGUAGUAUGUUCUGUUGGAAAAGGUUUAUUUAUUGGGUAAGGUCUAGCUGCAAUUAUUUCCUCUGUUAAUAUUUUGUUCAGAUUUUUUAUUUAUAUUUUGGUAUGAAUAGUGGUGAUGUAUGUCUUCAUUUUCGUCACCAUGUCCAUCUUGGUGGAAUCUUUCUUUUCUCCUGGAUCAUUCAUAAUCACAGAUCAGUGUCUCAGUCACCAGAUCUGAUCAAUAAAAUCAUUUUUAAAUCA